Molecule: messenger RNA, 450 nt
Organism: Naumovozyma castellii
Lineage: Eukaryota; Fungi; Ascomycota; Saccharomycetes; Saccharomycetales; Saccharomycetaceae
Gene: AIM7
Product: Aim7p
Exons: 1
Coding region: 1-450 (149 amino acids)
Source: RefSeq, a predicted model, not a curated record
AUGUCAUCCCUAUAUUAUUUUUCAACUGAAACCAAAGGGACAAUAAGAAAGUUCCGAAUUUCCACUGGGAGAGUAGAAACGAUAAAGGGUCUUUCCAUUAAGAUCCAACCGAAACCAUCCUAUGAAAUCGUUAUCCCAGAGGAUGAGCAGGAAGAAGUAGAGGAAAUUGAAUCUCUAGAGGAGCUUAGAGAAUGCUUACCUGAUACAUCGCCUAGAUUUUUGUUACUUGCUUAUCCCAUGACGAAUAAAGACGGUAUCAAACAAGUUCCAUUGGUGGUAAUUUAUUGGAAACCUAUGACUGUUGUUUCCCAGGAAUUGAAAAUGUUAUAUGCUGGUGCCUUGGAAAUGGUGAGAAAUGAAUGUGGUACUUUCAAAUUGGUUGAAUGUACUUCGGGGUUGGAAGAUGAUUCUGAUGUUGAAGAGUUGAAGGAACAAAUUGAAAACUGUUGA